GCGCUGAUAGUUUCCGUCACCGGAAGUUGAAUAGGCUUCCGGCUCGCCUAGCUGAGGGACAACAUGGCGGCGGUGGUGAUGUCCCGGUGUCGGUCCAGACUCCGGUUCUCCUCCCGCUGGUUCUUCAGAAGUUACUUCAGCUCGGACUCCAGCGGGACUUCCGGCAGCGACCCGCCCGCCGCGGACGCACCCAGGUCCGGGUUCGCUGCCGCCUUCGACCUCCAGACUGAGAUCCGCCGGGAGGCGGGGACCUCAGCGGCCGGACUGCGAGGCUCCUCCUCCGGUCAGGAUGAGAGCUUCGCCUCGCUGCUCCGCCGGUCCCCGCUGGUCCAGAUGGGACCGGCCCGGGACAGGGUGGUGGUCGGGAGGAUCUUCCACGUGGUCCAGGACGACCUGUACAUCGACUUCGGGGGGAAGUUCCACUGUGUGUGUCGGCGGCCGGCGGACGGAGGAGAGAAGCUGCAGCGGGGCAGCAGGGUCCGUCUGCGGCUGCAGGACCUGGAGCUCACGGCCCGGUUCCUUGGAGCUCAGACCGACACGACGCUGCUGGAGGCCCAGGCCGUUCUGCUGGGCCCGCUGGAGGGACGGGAGGGCCGGGACUGAGGGGGUCCGGGUCCCUGGAGAGACUGAACCCGAACUGACGUUAAGUCACGUGGUCUGAUCGAUGACGGAUUGUUUAAAAUCGAUCAGUGACUCGGAUGAUUAUUGAUCUGUUUGAAGUUUGUGUUAUUAAAGUGAAACGUGUUCCGAUCAGCUGUUCCUCUCCUUUCAUCACGUGACGCCGCAAAUAGCAAAGUUUAUUUCUCAACUUCAGGAAACGAGAUGUUUGAGCUUUUAUAGACACAUCGUCACAUGAUGGGGGUGUGUCGCAUGAUGCAGAUGUGUUGGUGUGUGUCGCAUGAUACAGGUUUGUGUGUUGCAUGUGUGUGUAUGUCACAUGAUACAGGUGUGUGCUUGUGUGUCACAUGAUGCAGGUGUGUGUGACACAUGAUGCAGGUGUGUGUGUUGCAUGUGUGUGUAUGUCACAUGAUACAGGUGUGUGCUUGUGUGUCACAUGAUGCAGGUGUGUGUGUGUGUCACAUGAUGCAGGUGUUUUUGUGUGUGUGUCACAUGAUGCAGGUGUGUGUGUGUCACAUGAUACAGGUGUUUGUGUGUGUGUGUCACAUGAUACAGGUGUGUGUGUGUGUACAGUCCAGUUAAUCACAGACAACUCUUCUAUUGGUUCUUUUACUUUAAUAAUUGAAAACAUGAAGCUGACAUGUCGUCCGUGUUUCUUUGAGGUGAAAUCAUUGCUGUCAUGUUCUAACUUUACUUUUCAAACAUCUACUGCAGUUCUGCACUUGUCUCUUUAGUAUUUAGUCUUUGGUUCCAUGUGCAGGGCCCGUUACAUGCUGCUGGGACACAAUCGUUUCCCAAAUAGGGAUCAAUAAAGUACAUCUAUCAUCUAUAA
This is a messenger RNA of Pleuronectes platessa (European plaice), 1450 nucleotides long. It is a transcript of the gene mrps28, whose product is annotated as mitochondrial ribosomal protein S28. Lineage: Eukaryota; Metazoa; Chordata; Actinopteri; Pleuronectiformes; Pleuronectidae. Gene Ontology annotation, cellular component: mitochondrial small ribosomal subunit. The transcript has a single exon. The record is from RefSeq and is a predicted model, not a curated record. The coding region runs from base 64 to 603 and encodes 179 amino acids.